AUGUCUCAAUCUGUAGAAGAACGGACAAGAAUUAAAAAUGAACGUUACGAAUCUGGUGUAAUUCCAUACGCUAAAAUGGGAUACUGGGAUCCAGAUUAUGUAGUGAAAGAUACAGAUGUAUUAGCACUAUUCCGUGUAUCUCCUCAACCAGGAGUAGAUCCAGUAGAAGCUUCUGCUGCAGUUGCUGGUGAAUCAUCUACUGCAACUUGGACAGUAGUUUGGACAGAUCUUUUAACCGCUUGCGACUUAUAUAGAGCAAAAGCAUACAAAGUAGAUGCUGUACCAAAUACAACUGAUCAAUAUUUUGCAUAUGUUGCAUAUGAUAUUGAUUUAUUUGAAGAAGGUUCAAUUGCUAACUUAACAGCUUCAAUUAUUGGUAAUGUAUUUGGUUUUAAAGCUCUUAAAGCUUUAAGAUUGGAAGACAUGCGUUUACCUGUUGCUUAUUUAAAAACUUUUCAAGGUCCUGCAACAGGCGUAAUCUGUGAACGUGAACGUAUGGAUAAGUUUGGGCGUCCAUUUUUAGGUGCAACUGUUAAACCAAAAUUAGGUCUAUCAGGUAAAAACUAUGGUCGUGUAGUAUAUGAAGGUCUUAAAGGUGGCUUAGACUUCUUAAAAGAUGAUGAGAAUAUCAAUUCUCAGCCUUUCAUGCGUUGGAAAGAAAGAUACCUGUAUUCAAUGGAAGGUGUAAAUCGUGCUAUUGCCGCUGCUGGUGAAACAAAAGGGCAUUAUUUAAAUGUAACAGCAGCUACAAUGGAACAGAUCUAUGAAAGAGCUGAAUUUGCUAAACAGCUUGGCAGUAUCAUUGUUAUGGUUGACCUUGUAAUUGGUUACACAGCUAUUCAAUCAAUGGCUAUCUGGGCUCGUAAAAAUGAUAUGAUUCUUCAUUUGCAUCGUGCAGGUAACUCUACUUAUUCUCGUCAAAAAAUUCAUGGUAUGAAUUUUCGAGUAAUAUGCAAAUGGAUGCGUAUGGCAGGUGUUGACCAUAUUCAUGCAGGUACUGUUGUAGGUAAAUUAGAAGGCGAUCCUGUAAUGAUCCAAGGUUUCUAUAAUACACUACUACUGCCAUAUUUAGAAGUAAAUUUACCACAAGGUAUAUUCUUUGAACAAGAUUGGGCAUCUCUUAGAAAAGUUACGCCUGUUGCUUCUGGCGGUAUUCAUUGCGGACAAAUGCAUCAAUUAUUAGAUUACCUUGGCGAUGAUGUUGUUCUUCAAUUCGGCGGUGGUACUAUUGGUCACCCUGAUGGUAUUCAAGCAGGAGCAACAGCUAACCGUGUAGCUCUAGAAUCAAUGGUUAUAGCUCGUAAUGAAGGACGUGAUUUUGUAGCAGAAGGACCACAAAUUUUACAAGAUGCAGCAAAAACUUGUGGACCUUUACAAACAGCUCUAGAUUUAUGGAAAGAUAUUAGCUUUAAUUACACUUCUACAGAUACAGCUGAUUUUGUAGAAACUCCAACAGCUAACGUUUAG
This is a messenger RNA of Chondrus crispus (carragheen), 1467 nucleotides long. The record is from the annotation of a RefSeq genome assembly. NCBI's taxonomy places the organism in Eukaryota, Rhodophyta, Florideophyceae, Gigartinales, Gigartinaceae.